This is a messenger RNA of Racocetra fulgida, 208 nucleotides long. The record is from the annotation of a GenBank genome assembly. NCBI's taxonomy places the organism in Eukaryota, Fungi, Glomeromycota, Glomeromycetes, Diversisporales, Gigasporaceae.
GAUGUCGAUAAAUCAUUAGUUAAAGAUCAACUAAAUGAAGAUAUAGAUGAACUUCAGAUAGAAUCCUUAAGCGAUCUUAAGGAUGACAUAAAAAGAUUAGUUGAAUCAUUUAAUUGCUAUUUGGAGAAAGACCAAAUAAAUGCUAAAAACUUGGAUAUAGAUAGUCUAAAUAUACACAAAUUUUUAAACCAGGUUACCGAGCAACACA